Exserohilum turcica Et28A is the source of this 1223-nucleotide messenger RNA. RefSeq lists its product as uncharacterized. Bases 93 to 959 code for a protein of 288 amino acids. The record is from RefSeq and is a predicted model, not a curated record. Lineage: Eukaryota; Fungi; Ascomycota; Dothideomycetes; Pleosporales; Pleosporaceae. The transcript has 2 exons.
AGCCUUCUUCAGCAGAUUGUUUUCAAGAUCCACCACCCUUAUUACUUCACUACUGGCAUAGCUGCUUGCGCUUUUAUUUCAACUUCAUCAACAUGGCACCUCCAAUUGGAAUCAGAUACUACACCCUCCGCAACUCCGGCAUCGCCAUAGUCAUCUACCCACAAUUUCGGAAGUGUUCCAACCAAAAUGAAACAAUCUGGGAUGGAGGAGAUCACAGCGGCUUCAGCAUUUGGAUCAAUAGCGACUUGACGAUAGAUCUCGCCAACACCAGCAUCAACUCCACAGCCAAAGAAAAGUUCUAUCUAUCCUCAAACACCAUGUGGGGAACGGAUAAGUGGGACAGGAGCCAGGAGUUCUACUACGACCCCAACUCUACCAUUGUCGCCAGUGCAACGCGCUGGGGAGGCGUCCAUGACGGAAAUCUGGUUUAUCAGGGCAUCAAGAGCAAGGAUGUGUUUUAUAAUCUGGCCACCCUUUCAACCCCCGCCGAUUCUGAUGCGAAGACGUUGCCUACGGAACCAGCUGAAUCAUAUGCUGCUUCGGUGGCGCACGAAAUGAUUCGGCAAAUCUGCGAUACUGCAUUUGCUGCUAACUUGGGUUCCGGGUUUCCUUGGGAAGGGCUCCUCAAGUGGGGACAGCAGCUCACGCCUCAGCAGGUGACCACGGCCGUAGGUCUUGUUCUGGCUGCCCUGAUCGCCCGAGGCUACGAGGUCACGUUCACGACAACGAUCAACGCUGAUGGGUCCAAGACGACAUCAUUCAGAUUCGGCCCUAAGUCGCUGCUGCCAGGAGCCCCUGGAUCCGUGCCGGAAAAGGUCAAGACUGAUUGGAAUACCGCCGUGGGCGCCGCAGGGCAGUACAACCCCAAGAAUAUGGGUGUUUUUCCGAACACUAAAAAUUUGUCCAACGAUAACGAUUUCGACACUGAAGCCUUAGGCGCCGUAGUCCAGGUUCCGUAACCUGAUUUACGCCGAGUGUCUUGGUAGAUGGAUUCAUCACAUGAAACUUAGUGUUCACUACUGGUGGCGAUGGUUCGCGAACAAAGGUGUCUGGUUUUCUUUUAUUUGUGCACUGUGCCAAGCAGAAACGGGUAGUUGUUUCUACGCUGGUCCGCCAGGUCUUGUAGUCUGGAUAGUGGAGUUGCCAAUGCACAUUAAUCUGAAUUUCGGUAGUGUCCUUCGUCUCUGGAAAUUAGCUUAGAUAUAUUUCCAAUAUAUGGUUUU